Messenger RNA from Punica granatum (pomegranate), 2265 nucleotides. NCBI's taxonomy places the organism in Eukaryota, Viridiplantae, Streptophyta, Magnoliopsida, Myrtales, Lythraceae. The record is from RefSeq and is a predicted model, not a curated record.
GUCUGAUUACUAGAAGUUGCCGGUUCCCCGUUCAAUGAGGAAUAAUCUUCUAGGUCCUGUGCCAGGGGCAUAUACGCACAUGUGAAUACCAGAAGAACAGUUGCGCAUGAUCCGUUGAAGCAAAAACAAGGAGAAGUGGUUACCGGUGAUGUACCUGUAAGAUUGUUUCACUGGUUAUGACCUGCUAUAUAUAAGUGUGCGUGUGUGAAUUUCAUCGAGUAGCUUAAUUAGAAAUCGAAUGAGUUUGAUUCCAUUACAAGGAAGAAAGGUUAUGUCUUGCCGUUGGAAUCAAGAGACAUCUUCAUUGACCUUCCCGCCAACUUCUACCUAUAAACUUGGCCCCUUUCGUCUGCCCCGACUCUUUUAAAGCUCUUCUCACAACCUGACUAUGCAUUGACGGGAGUCGGUUUCAAUUUCCUUUGUUCAAUCGUCAGCAUGACACAUCAGGAUAGCCAGAUUCAGAGUGGGGAGAUGUCUUACGAUUUUGAUAUGCAGCUCAUAGGGAACUUCCUGAGCUUUGCGUCGAGAGGGGAUCGGGUGGGACUUAGUCAGAUGCUGAGGGAGGGGAUUUCCCCGAAUGUGCAGGACUAUGACAAGCGGACUGCCUUGCACUUGGCUGCGAGCGAGGGCCAUGCCCCUAUCGUCGAGCUUCUUGUCCUCUACAAAGCCAAUGUCAACCCCAAAGACCGCUGGCGCCACACGCCCUUAACUGAUGCGAGACACUACGAACACCGAGACAUAUGCAGGAUUCUUGAAGUGAAUGGUGGCAUCGACUUUAUCAACGAUCAACCAAUGACAGUUAGAAACGAAAAGGACUCGAAUGAGGUGAAAAUCGAUAUCUCAGAACUAAAUAUGCAGCAGUCUUCCAUCAUAGAUCAGGGUAAGUAUGGAGAAUCCGAGAAGGUGAAGUGGCGGGGAACGUGGGUCGUGAAGACUGUUAUCAAGAGACAAAUCCAGCAUCGCGUUACAGUGAUAUUGUCUGCUAAGGACAACACCCUCCUAAGAGAACUCAGACACCCCAACAUACUGCAGUUCCUCGGUUCGAUCAUUCAUGGGGAGGAAAUGAUCCUCAUCUCGGAAUAUCUACCAAAGGGGAACCUCGAUGAUAUCAUGAGCAAGAAAACUAGACUCGACCUACAGACUGCUCUGCGUUAUGCACUCGAUAUCGCUCGGGGAAUGAAUUACCUGCACCAGCACAAGCCAUUCCCCAUAGUUCACAAUCAUCUCAAUCCCAGGAACUUGUUGCAGGAUGAAGGCGGACAUUUGAAAAUCGGGGAAUACUGGGUCCAUAUGCUGUGCGAGCAGAUCCAUCCGAAUCAAGACAACGGCCAAAGAAAGAUUAAAUCAGGCAGCAGGAGCAGCCCUUCUAGCGACACCAAAAGAGAUAUCCAUUCGUUCGGGUUCAUACUCUAUCAGAUGCUUGAAGGCGGGCAUGAAUUUCCCGACUCGAACUUCGACUGCACACACGCAGUGCUGGUCGACUUCCAACCAAAGUUUCAGCAUAGCAAAUGUCCCCUUAGAAUUCAACAAUUGAUCGAGCAAUGCACGAGCAGAACCCCAGUCAAAGAACCUUCUUUUACGUCUGUCAUACAAAUCCUCGAGGAAGUGUCCGAGACUGCUCAAAUGCAGGGAAGGGCUCCGUGCCCAGUUUGCUGAGCCACUUCGAAUACACAGUUGUUCCCUCUUCUUCCGAUGGUACGAUGAAUGUCUAUCUGUCUAAACUACGUGCAUAAUAGUCAAGGACCAUUUCUCAGACAUCCUCGAUGUCUCGGUCACCUAGAUAAGUUCGCGAUAAAACGAUGUCCUAGAUCAUUUUCCUAGACACUUCUCGGCACCUCGACGGGCAUGCCCACUAAGACAUUGUUAAUUUGGUAAGUGGCGUGCCUGCAACUGUCGAUAUAUUACAAGUUCCAGAAGAUAAAUGUAUGUUAUGAGAAGAAAUUGACAGGAAGUAGAGAGGAAUGUCAGGACGAAAUAAAUAAAUAAAUAAAUAGAAGUGCACCGACGAUCCCGUGACGGCAGCGGGGUCAGGCUAUUCUAUAUUUCAGCGGAGACACGGGAACCGACGUCGCCCAGCUCUUCGUCCUCUCCGAACUUAACGGUGGAAUUCAUGAAGCUUUCUUAUCCUAAAGUAACCCCACCGAAAAAAAAAAGUCAAUGUUCUUAUAUUAUAUAUAGAUAUAGAUAUAGAUAUAUAUUUUUCCUCCAUUUUAAUUUUCGGGUCAAUGCCAAAUUUUUUAAAAAAAGAAAUUUAAUUAAUGCUUA